Messenger RNA from Symbiodinium sp. CCMP2456, 2025 nucleotides. The record is from the annotation of a GenBank genome assembly. Lineage: Eukaryota; Dinophyceae; Suessiales; Symbiodiniaceae.
AUGGCUUGGCCGAGUUUUUGCCUCCUCUUGGGCCUGGCGUCCACAGGCGAGAGUGCUACCGGCUUGGUGUCGCCCCGCUGGCGGCGGAUUCCGACAGGAUCGGUGCGGCCAGGUGGGUGGCUGAAGGCGCAGCUGGAGUUGCAAGCAUCUGCAUUGACGUCACGCCUGCCGUUCUUCUGGGACCAAAUAAAGGAGACUUCUUGGCUUGGUGGAAAUUCUGACAACACCGCCAACAUCCACCAAGUCACACCCUACUGGCUAAAUGGUGCAGUGCCACUCCAUCUGCAGGUGGAUAACCCUGUUUUGGCAGCAGUGGUCGAGGACUAUGUGUUUCGCAUUUUGGACAGGCAGGCUGCCGACGGAUGGCUUGGCCCGGAUACUGACCGGUCUGACUUCUAUUCCCGGUAUCCCUUCCUGUUGGCCAUGGUCCAGUAUCACGAGGGUCUUCCCGACGGAGAAAAGCGUGAACGUAUCCUCCAGUCGGUGCUGCGCUUUUUCGCGGUAGUGCGACAGAGGAUUGAUUCGGGCCUCUUGGUUACUAUCUACUCGUCCUUAAGAGCUCCCGAAUUCAUCUUCGUCAUCCACUACUUCGUGGACUUCUUGACUGCGUCUGGACGGGAUGCUCAGGACUUGCUCGAUCUGGCAGAGAAGGUUUACUACGGCUCUUUCGACUGGAACAGCAUGUGGUUCAAUUCCAGCUUCUUUCCAAGAACGCCCUUGCCAAAAUGGGUGUCGUCCGAAUCCAAUGGUGUGAGCAACGCGCAGGCUGUGAAGCGGGGGGUGGUCUGGGCCCGCCAGUCUGGUGGCACUGCCGCCGGCUUCGCGGAGUCUUGGUUCGCCUGGGAGCAGCUGCAGCGUUUCCACGGGCAGGUCCAUGGAGGCUUCGGUACCGACGAGCAGCUGGCGGGACGGAUGCCAUCACGGGGGAUGGAGCUCUGCGCUGUGGUGGAGUCCAUGUGGUCCAUGGCCCUGGCGGCCCAGCUUGCUCCAACGGACGGGCAAGCAGCAGAAGCUUUGGACUUUUUGGAGACCUUAGCUUUCAAUGCCUUGCCCGGAAGUCUCAGUGACGACCUUUGGUCGCAUCCCUACCUGCAGUUUGUGAACUCCUAUUUGGCAGUUUCGAACCAGCCCGAACAUAUUUGGGCCAGCGAUGGUCCACAGGCAGCCAUGUAUGGCCUCGUGCCGAACUUCGAGUGCUGCACCGCCAACUUCCACCAAGGCUAUCCAAAGUUUACUUCAAGCCUCUUCUUCGAAGAUCCCAUCGAACAGCAACUCAUCUCAGCCGUUUGGGCGCCCAGCGUGGUAAAUGCCAGUGUCGGGCAUGCCCACGUCGAGCUCCGCACUUCCUAUCCCUUCAACACGUCUCUGGAGUAUUGGAUCCACAAUUUGAAGCCCUUUGUUCUGAAAGUGCGCCUUCCUAAAUUCCUCCGCUCCGUGGCGGGCUUUGAACAGUCGCUGCACUGCUGGCUGGAGGGUCGCUAUGUACACCUCCUCAAAGAGCCGCAGUUCGUGAAGGACGGGUUUCUGCUCUUCCACAUCUCGGCCUCAGAGAGCAAUCGCCUUGCCGUUCGGAUCGAAUUCCCCAUGGUUCCUCGCGUUGAGAGAUCGGUCGACCAAGGCGUCUCCGCCUUUUUGGGACCCUUGUUGCUGGCACUGGACUUGGCGGAGCAGCAUCGCUCGGUUCACUACUACGGCUUCGACUCCUCGGACUGGAACAUCACGGCGAGCCUGCCCUGGCGCAUGGGGAUGCCUUCGGAUCCCGAGCUGACGGUGAGCCGCAUGGCCAAACCAGGAGAGAAGCCCAUGUCAAACAGGGACUGCCCGGUGCGGGUGGAGGCCACCCUCAUGGAGUUGGCCCCCGAAGACUGGCCCGAAGAGCACGGAGCACCGGGGCGCUUGAAUCGCAGCUUCCAUCCAAAAGCGCCCAAGGCCGUGAGACGAAGCCUGCUCCCUUACGGCUGCAGCUCCAUUCGCAUCUCUGCGUUUCCUGCCUUGUCCUUGUCGACCGAAGCCUUGUAUGCUUGA